Molecule: messenger RNA, 1356 nt
Organism: Drosophila kikkawai
Lineage: Eukaryota; Metazoa; Arthropoda; Insecta; Diptera; Drosophilidae
Product: phenoloxidase-activating factor 2
Biological process (GO): proteolysis
Molecular function (GO): serine-type endopeptidase activity
Source: RefSeq, a predicted model, not a curated record
CGGGGAAAAUCCCUGAGCUGAGGAGGCCAUUCGUCAGGCAAUUUAUUUGUUGGGGAAUUAUGGACAGGCCUCCGCUAUAUAGCCCACCGGAGCAACGCCGCCUCGAUUUAGUUCUCGCUGGCCAUGACUCACUAUCGGUUCGGUUGGAUGUGGUGGCUGCCAGUGCUGCUGCAGUGCCUCUGCAUCGGUGCUCAAACCUGGAGCUUUGGUCCUGUCCAGUCGGAUGCCGGUCAGACAGGACAGCAGGUGCCGCAGGUGCCCAGCGACGUGGGCAGCACCGCGAACCACACGAUACUCACCAGGCAGCUGAUCGUGGGCACCUUGGUACCGCCCCAAGUGCCACCGGGAACGUGGCCCCCGGUGCCUUCUAUUGUUAACCCGGGCACAUCCAGUUACUGUCAGUGUGUCCCUCCUGGAUCCUGUGCCAAUCCCAUACCUACAGUUCCCAGCGAUGGAAGUGGUCAAAUCGACAUUAGGAUCGUCAAUACGGGAGCGUAUCCCUCACUUCCAAGCACUACAGCCCCAUUGACCUGCAGCUACGGCCUCGUGGCCUGCUGCCAGGCGGGAAGCUAUCAGUGCGGCCGCAGAUUCCCGCCGCCACCAGGCUCAGCCUCUGCUGGAGCAGGACAGGCCAGCUUCGGAGCCUAUCCUUGGCAGGCGGCGCUUCUCACCACGGCGGAUGUCUAUCUGGGCGGAGGAGCUCUGAUCACCGCCCAGCACGUCCUGACCGCCGCCCACAAGGUGUACAACCUGGCUCUCACUUCCUUUAAGGUUCGUGUGGGGGAAUGGGAUGCCAGUAGCACCAAUGAGCCGAUUCCCGCCCAGGAUGUGUACGUAUCGAAUGUGUACGUGAAUCCCUCGUUCAAUCCCAACAACCUACAGAACGACGUGGCCAUUCUGAAGCUGUCCACACCUGUCUCACUUACCAGCAAGUCCACGGUGGGCACCGUCUGCCUGCCAACAACUAGUUUCGUGGGUCAGCGCUGCUGGGUGGCCGGCUGGGGCAAGAACGACUUUGGACCCACUGGCGCCUACCAGGCCAUUAUGCGCCAGGUUGACGUUCCGCUGAUUCCCAACGCCAAUUGCCAGGCCGCCCUGCAGGCCACGCGCCUGGGCGCCUCCUUCGUCCUCAGCCCCACCAGCUUUAUAUGCGCGGGCGGUGAGGCUGGCAAGGAUGCCUGCACGGGAGACGGUGGCUCCCCGCUGGUCUGCACCAGCAAUGGGGUAUGGUACGUGGUGGGUCUGGUGGCCUGGGGCAUUGGCUGUGCCCAGGCGGGAGUUCCCGGGGUCUAUGUGAAUGUGGGUACCUAUCUGCCUUGGAUUCAGACCACGCUGACCUUGUAAGUCGCAGACUAU